This is a messenger RNA of Astrephomene gubernaculifera, 3469 nucleotides long. The record is from the annotation of a GenBank genome assembly. Lineage: Eukaryota; Viridiplantae; Chlorophyta; Chlorophyceae; Chlamydomonadales; Astrephomenaceae.
AGUUGACAGCACGCGCCAGUAACCUAAAUCUGUUUUUGCGGUGACUGUUUACUUGCUUAACCUGACCAUCGCUAACUUUUGUCGGCAAGGAGCAUGCCGACUGCAACGAUGACCAUUAACGGACUAGUACAGCGAUCAGGAUCGGGGUCCGUUCGUGGUCAGACCUCUGUUUUCGGCAGGCCGACCCGUCGCAUCCUGGCUGUCAGAGCUUACCAGGAGUCACAUGUCACUCAGACAGCACCUGUGCAGCCUAUAACAAGGAGUGCGGCCGCAUGGCUGAAGACCGGCAUUAUGGCCGGCGCCUGCUUACUGGUUGGAUUCAACGGAAGCGCGGCCCACGCGGCCCGACGAGCCCCGAAGUCCGAGCCCAAGGCUGCUCCUGUGGUGGUGGUGGAACAGCAGCAACCAGCUGCCACCGCCGCCGCCGCCGCCUCCCCAAGCAGCCAGCCCCACCUGGUGUUGGGUGUGGACUGGCAGCGGCGGGUGCGGCAGGUGCAGGCCUCGCCGUACACCCUGCCGGUGGUGACCGCCGUCCUGCUGAUGGCCGCUAUCAAGCUGCUCAGCGGCAAUGCAGAUGGAGGCAGCAGCGGUAGCAGUGACAGCAGCAAUGCUGCCGCAGCUGCGGAGAAGAAGGCACCAACGCAGCCGCCGGCGGACACCCCAGCCAGCAGCGGCAGCGGAGGCUCUACAGCGCCCGCUUCCAAGCCAGCUGCUGCGGCCAGCAGCGGCGCCGCAUCGAAGCUUGCGUCCACACCUGCAGCGGUGGCAGCGGUGCCGGCGGUACCGGCUGCUGCUGCUGAUGCCGCUGCCGCGCCUGCGGUGGUGGUCACCUCGCGACCACUCACCGUCUCCGCCAAGCCCGUCAUGGGAGCUCCGGUGCCGCUCCCACCCAAGCCCGCAGCGUCUCCCGCAGCAGCGCCGGUGACAGCUGCCGCUCCUCCUGCGGUGCCGUCUCCUCCUGCACCCGCUACCGCGGCCCCUGCAGCAACACAGCCCGCAGCUGCAGCGGCGGCGUCCCAGAAGGCGGCGAUGGUGGACAGCCGCCCUUCAGCCAAGGAGUGGAUUGCCAACUGGCGCGCGCAGCAGCCAGCAAAGCAGCAACCCCCGUCACCCGCAGCAGCAGCAGCAGCCGAACUCGCCACCACCACCACCACCAUCCCAACAACAGCAGCCGUCGCAGCAGCAACCGAGCCCCAGGAGGACGUCACCGGCAGCAGGCCCUCCGCCAAGGAGUGGAUCGCCAACUGGCGUGCCUCCCAGCAGCAGCAGCAGGCCGCCUCCCCACCCGUGCCCGCACCCGCAGUGCCCUCCUCCUCCUCCUCCUCCUCCUCCGUACAAGGGGAGCAGCAGGGGGCAGCAGCCAGCGAUGCCGCUGCCGCCGCUGGCGCUUCUGCUCCCAGCCCUGUCAGCCCUGCCGCCGGCGCUGCUCCCCUGCCGGCUGUGGUGGUGGCGAGUGACGAGUACGUCAUUUUCAAGUUUGGUGACGUCAAUAGCACCGGCGACAGCCUUCCCGUCGCGGCUCAACCGGUGAGUGUGCUGACGUCAGCAUCAGCGCCGUCGGCGGCGGCGGCGGCGGCGGCGGGGCCCGAGGCUGGAGCGCCACAGGUAAUCCCGAGCUCAGCGGCGGCGGCAGCGGCAAGGACUGGCCGCAGUGUGUUCGACAGCUCGGGCAGCGAUGACGAUUUCCAUGUGCCGCCGCCGCCACCAUCAAAGGCGUCUGCAGCGGAGACCGGCGCGCAACCUGUUUCAGUGGCUGCCUUAGCUGCUGCCUCGGCUGCUGCUAUGACUGCUCAAUCGCGGCCUGAGCAUCACGCUGCAGCUGCGAAAGGAGGCAGCAGCAGCAGCCGGUCUUCCGCUGCGGCUCGCGACCCCAUCGUGAUGACGGCUGCGACCAUGGUGGCUGCUGCACGGCAGAUGAGGGGCUUCGGAGCCUUCGUGUCGGACGGGUUGGUGCCCGCUGUGGGGGCGCUGCUGGGCGGGGGCAGCAGCGGCAGCAGCGGUGGCAACAAGGGCAGCAGCAAGAAGUGAGGGGAUUGCUUCAGGGUGCUCAAGAAAGAUAGAUAUGUGCAAGGGGGCGGGACGCGGGACAGUUUUACAGCACUUUCAUAUACUGGUAGGGGGGUACUUUGAUACUCGCAUGGGCUUUGCCGGUGGCUUUUCGUUUCGUACAGCCCUGUUCUGCAUUCCGGGAAGCGGCUUCCAAAAGAGGCAUUUUGACGCGGGUGGCCUCUUGCAACAUUGAUGCCAUUUAGUUAGCUUGGCCGACGUCUAUGAAGUGUUUGUGCCUGGAAAGGAGGCGUCGAGACAACGCGAGGAUUGCAGCGUUCUGGAAGAGUCGUGUCCUUUGGGUUCCCGGUCCUGUGUGUUGGCUUCAUCUCGGUAGCGCUGUACGGCAUCCGCGGCUCACACGUGCUACGUGUCCUUGUCUUUGCCUAGGUCAGGGCGUGCCUAGGUCAAGGCUUACAGUAGUUAAUAUAGGAACCCUCAUCUUGAUCCCUAGCACCACUGGGCCGUACUGGGGGGAGCUGUGGGGUCUGCAUCAUGUACUGCAUGUUUUUUGAAGCUGGGGAGUCAUGGUAGGGCGGCAGCAGCUUUUGCGUUUAGUAUGCUGGGACUCGUGCUUAGACGCAACAAGGGCCCCCGCAGCUUCAGUUCAUCUUGCCGGGCAUGGUAUUGAUGGCUUCCGUUUGGUCCUUCAUUUCUAGUGACGUCAACGACGCCAUGCAGGCAGCAUGUGUGCGUCUGUCUUGUCCCCAGCGGAGCGCAACCUAAACGUUGUUCACCGCGCUGAGUGGCUCCCAGUAGUAGUGCAGUUGCUUCCCAGCGCCUGGCUCCGUUACUCUGCUCCGUUGCUUGUUGGCAUGCAUGCAGGGGGCACCGUUGCAUGCUGGGACUCCUGGCAUGCAUGCAGGGGGCUUUGGCGUGUGUUAAGAAAACUGGGCGCGAACUGGCUUCGGUGUGUGUGUGUGUGUGUGUGCAGGCGUUGAGGUCCCGCCACAGCGGUGGCAAGAGAUCACAACACAUCAGCGGUGCCGCCUGUUACAUCGCUUGUUCUGCUGGUGUGCAUGUUGCUGCUUUGUCUUGUUGGGAUGCUCAAGGACGUCACCCCCGGCUCACGGGCGUCGGUCACUGGCUGGCUACCAGCCCUUAACAGUGCCGUACGUUACAACGGACUGGUUGGAUUCGUGCUCACCCCCGGCUCUUAGGUAUUGUGCUUGAUAAGGUUCCCGGGGUUUGGCGGUUUGGCGGUCGUACUAGACAGGAGGCGCAGGGCGUUGCAAGUUGCAUGGCGACGUGGAUUCGGGGCUCGACGCGGUUCGUACACAGUUGAACACGUACGAGUUUACAAUGCUUUGGAUGUGAUCGUUUAUAUGCAUUGCCUUCAUCAUGCUCCCGUCAGUGUCCCUUGUUACUCGGAGGAAUGGAUCCCAGCGGCCAGGAUGAGGCUAAUUGUGCAAUAAACGGCUCC